Messenger RNA from Cetraspora pellucida, 261 nucleotides. The record is from the annotation of a GenBank genome assembly. Lineage: Eukaryota; Fungi; Glomeromycota; Glomeromycetes; Diversisporales; Gigasporaceae.
AUGUUUUUUUUUAAAAAAAAUAAACAAAUAAAAAAGUCAACUAUAGCAAUACCUCAAGAUAAAAAUAUUACUGAUCUAGAUAAAAUUUCAGAGAGUUUAGACUCAUUUUCUAAACAUCUUGAUAAUGUUGAAGAUGAAGAUAUUAAUACAAAUGUUGACCUGAAUGAUGAUUUGGAUAACAAUAACUCAAAAAUAUUACAAUAUGAUCUUGAUGAAGUGACUAGAAAAGACCAGAUAACCAACUAUCUAAAGACAAAAUAA